Molecule: messenger RNA, 426 nt
Organism: Cotesia congregata
Lineage: Eukaryota; Metazoa; Arthropoda; Insecta; Hymenoptera; Braconidae
Source: the annotation of a GenBank genome assembly
AUGCCAACAAUAAUGCGUCCAGUGAUUGGAGUUAAUACUUAUAGUCAGGUAGCUCGUCAAUUGGAGCAACAUGAGUUACCAGCACCUUCAGUAGCUGCAGCAGCAGCUGCUGCUACUUUGGCGUUUUCUCCGAUGAUCGGAUUCCCGCCACCACCUCCACCACCACCUCCACUAUUAAUUCCUCCACAAGUUGCUCGACAAGAUGACUUUAGAUUAUUUUGCGGUGACUUGGGCAACGAUGUAACUGACGAAAUGUUGGUCAGAGUCUUCAGUAAAUAUCCAAGCUUUCAACGCGCGAAGGUCAUCAGAGACAAGCGGACAAAUAAGACAAAAGGAUUUGGAUUUAUUUCAUUCAAAGAUCCUUAUGACUGCGGCAAGGCGCUGAAGGAGAUGGGAGUCCUUGGGGGAUUAAUUGAUAAACGUUGA